CCUACCUGCUCCAGCUCUGCUACCCUGCCCAUCACCUUCCGCUGUCUGGAGGAGAACAACCAUGUGGAUAAAAGGGUGACACGCUUCAUACUCCCUGUGGGCGCCACCAUCAACAUGGACGGCACCGCCCUCUACGAGGCUGUGGCAGCCAUCUUUAUCGCUCAAGUUAAUGACAUGGACCUUAACUUUGGCCAGAUUCUAACCAUCAGUAUCACGGCAACUGCUGCCAGCAUCGGAGCAGCAGGCAUCCCUCAGGCUGGCCUGGUUACCAUGGUGAUCGUAUUGACAUCGGUGGGACUGCCCACAGAGGACAUAACACUGAUCAUCGCUGUGGAUUGGUUCUUGGACCGCCUGCGUACCACCACCAACGUGCUGGGCGACUCGCUCGGGGCCGGCAUCGUGGAGCACCUCUCCCGCGGAGAGCUACAAAAUCAGGACGAUGAGGUGCGCAACUCUGUCAUCGAGGAGAAUGAGAAGCCCUACCAGCUUAUCUGCCAGGAAAACGAUACCAUCAAGCACCACAACAGUGAGACCACUAUGUGAAAAAAAUAAAACCACACUCAAAGGGGCUUCACGUACCAAAAGCAAAGAAAGUAGGCUUGCAGUGGUGCAGAAGAAAAAAAUCAUUCUGGGUCGACUCACCCAGUGCUCGAGGUUCCCGGAGUGUCCCAAACUCGUAACUUACCCUCAAAUACAAAAUGCUGUCUGGGAAACCAGGUGAUACACUGCCUGACCUGUGGCUGCUUGGUGACAGGAAAUAAACACGCACGCUGUUUAGGAAUGGUUUUAUAACCACCACUGUCAAACUGAUUCAGUGCCAGUGAUGUGACACUAAAUCAGAUUGAAAACUCAGUAUGACAUUUAGAAAAGCUCAAUGUGUCAAAUAAAGCUGAAAAUCAUUGAAAAAUAUCUUCAGGUUCAUCAAGUUUUCAAAUAUUUGUUUGAUUUAUGACGUCCAUCAAAUUCUUACCAGCAUCCUUGGGAGAAUACACAGUAUUAAUAAAGACAAACUCCAUUUAUUCAGUUUCCAGUUCACUCAACUAGCUCUUUUGAAUGGAUUAACAUUUCUUUGCAAAUAUGUUUCUUUUGUAACACAUCAUACAUCAUAACUACCUCUAACAGGACUUUCAGACAGUGCGCUACACUGAAAUCUUCAAUGGAGCAUAUCAACAGGAUAUAAAUACAUUAGUUGCUCAGCUUUUUUAGAAGCCAUGUUUAACUUUGAUAUAUUUUCUUCUUUUCUUUAAGUGUGCUUGCGCAAAACACUGGACCACAAUGGGAGUUAGAAUUUCUGCUACUUAUUAAUUUAAGGUUGAUAUAUUGCAUGUGACUUGUUGAAUGUUUUAAACUUGCUGCUUUCUUAUAAAUGGAUAGCAUAUAUAUUUGCAAGUAUUUUGGUGAUAUUGCUUUAAACUAUGGGCAUAAGACUGUACUCCUACACUGUUUGUAGUAACACCUGCAGUAAUACUUCUUCUGAAACAAUUUCUUCUCUCUAUUGUUUUUGCAUAAAUUCGGCAUUCAGAGAAGGAAAUAUUAAUCAAGAUACAUUUUUCUUUUUCCACAAUUAAGAGUUGUUGUUUUUCAAAUGUUGAUGUGCUUCAUACUUUGGAUUUUAGUUGACCAUUAUUUCUCUGUUUUCUACAUUACACCAAAAACCAAUUCAGUUUUGGUAUAUUUAGACUGGAAUAAUAUAUUGCAGACUAAUCACAGAUUUAUAUUUAUUGCUUUGUGAAAACGUACUGUGAAUAAAGUUGGUUAACGCUUUGAGGAAUUGAAUGUACAGUUGCUUUAUGCUUUUGGGUGUUUUAGAGGAAAGUGUAGUGCAUAAUUAUGAAAGUGAAACGGUAUAUACAGUAGAGUUCAGUUGAAAGUUCUUAUGACUUUGUGCCACUUUUGUGCUUAUUAAGAGGUUUCUCUUUAGUUUUGAUGCUUUGACAGCUUAUGAAAAAUGU
Messenger RNA from Paralichthys olivaceus (Japanese flounder), 1952 nucleotides. The record is from RefSeq and is a predicted model, not a curated record. NCBI's taxonomy places the organism in Eukaryota, Metazoa, Chordata, Actinopteri, Pleuronectiformes, Paralichthyidae.